AUUGGAAAAAAAACUGUAACAACGAAGUAGACGGUAGGGUAGUCACCAGCAGCAAACAAACCAGAGGAGGGACAGAGACAGCGAACCAGAGAGCUAUGUGGCAAGGUUGAAGAAGACGGAGAUCAUAAAACGCCUACUGUCUUGAACAGUGUUUUAAACGUACAACGAUCCAACUGGAUCCACUGGACAUCUGAACCCCGAUCCGAACAACGAGCUGGCCCUGUUAAGGCUGCUCGGGCAGAUCUCAAGCCGAACCAGAGCUGUUCGGAUCCGAUCAGAAUCGAGAGAACACAGCAACACGGAUACAAGGUAAAAAGGCCAAACUCCAAAGGAGUGGAACAAGCUUGGCUGCCAAUCCUCUACAUCAUCCCUCCCAAUCGACAUCUUCUGCAGCACUAACCAUCAUUCGUGUGGGAGGAAGGAAGCCCGGAGCCACAUAGCUGAGGAGCUAGAGAGAAAGAGGGCGAGCGAGCAGCCCCAACUGAAGUAAAGACGGGAGCAAGAGAGAGAGGAAGAUACCAUCUGUUUGCGGGGGAAUUCUGAGUGGAAUGCUCCAGUCAUAAUGUCACUGCCAUGUCACACCUUACGCCCAGCUCGCAUCGGAGGGGGUGCUCGGCUAUCGGCCAAUCCCAGAGGGAUCCUAAGUAGAGCCACUUCCUGUUCCUGUUUAGAAGAAUUUCCUUUCAAGAACCUCCCACUCCUCUGACUCUGUUUUAAGGCCCUCCCCUGUGUUUUCCCCGGUGCUGCAACCUCCACCUGGAGUCCAAUCCACUUGGCAUCCCACCGCAGUUGCCAUGGAGACAUGCAGAUGGGCUUGGUAAAUCCUGCAGGCUACAGCUUCCAGAUGUUGUGGCAGAUGUGGACAGGGCGGGCAGGCAGCGUUGGAUCAGGACGGACACAGAGUCGGAGCGGCCAGGCUCAGCUUCCUAUCGACACACUCUCUGGUGACCUCACAGCGGUGACAUCACAGCAGGGACUCUAGAACUCUCUUCAGCGCGACUCCACCGGCGCUCCUUGGCCACCCAGCCCCGUUGGAUACUCUCGUAGACAGACAGCAUGCGGCACAUCCACGUGGAGGCCGCCCCAAAGGAGUCCCCGCUGGAGCUGCCCGCCCAGGAGGGGGACCUGCCCCCGUCCGCCGCCCCGGCCCAGGGCCUGGACCCGGGCGUGAGGCCGGGGGCCCCCCGGGCCUACGGACAGGAGGAGCUGCGGCUCCAGAAGGUCUACCAGCUUUCCAUCUUCUCCCACCUGGGGGGUUUCUCCGCCUCGGCAGACCCCCCCGGCGAGGAUCCCCAGAAGGCGGCCCCGCGCGCGGCCCUGAAGAGGGGCCUGGAGGAGCCCCAGCUGGCCCCCAAGCGGCCCCACCUCCAGGACUCCACCCACGGGGAGGAGCUGGAGGAGGGCGCCGUGCUGUGCGGCCCGGGCCCGGGGCUGACGGGGGGCCCGGGCCCCGGGGGGGCGGCCUAUUCCUGCACACUGAUGGAGGCCAGAGACUCUGAGGGGGGGCUGUCGCCCCGGUCCCCGCCUCUGUCCCCCAGCCAGACGCCCUCCCGCCGGCCCGCCCAGCACAACCACAACCGGCCCAUCCCCGACGUGUUCGCCCCGCUCUCCCCCAAGUCUCCCCCCAUGUGCUGUGAGCCCCUGGGGCCGACGGGUUCCCAGGGCCCCGCUCCGAGGGCCGAGGGCCCCGGCGGGGGGCGGGGGUCCGGCCACUCCCCGGGCAGCCCCGGAGGAGAGAGCUGUGGAAACGGCUGCUCCUCCCCGGGGGGCCAGCCGGGCCCCCAGCCCUCCGACGCGGCCUGCUACGAGACCCCCUCCCACCCGGCCAGCCCCACCAGCCCCCCCGGCCCCUUCUCCCCCCCGCACCACUCGGAGCCCCUGGAGCCCGGCGAGGCCACGGAGUGGGAGGCGGGGCUGGAGUCCUCGCCGCCGGAGCGCAGCGCCACCCAGGCCGCCGCCCCCUCGGGCCUGACCCGGACCCCCAGCCCCAACGGGCUCCGCCUCAGCGCCUCAGGGGCCCACUGCCCGGCCAAGAAGCGGCUGCUGUCGCCCAGCGACACGGGGGAGUCGUGCUCGGAAGACGAGGGCCCCUCCACCUCCAAGAGGAGCCGCCUGGCCCUGCUGGCCCCCGGCCUCGGCCCGGCCUCCUGCCGCAGCACCGACGCCAAGGCCGCCCCCUACUGGAACCACCUGCUGCCCUCCGCCAAGAAUGCAACAGAAUGCACAAGAUCAGGGCGACGACUGAAGAGUGGGCUGCGACUGAAGAGCCGGCAGCUCCGCAGCGGACGGCGUGCGGACAGCGGGCGCACGGCGAGGCCCUCCUCCUCUGUCAGUCGAGCCCUGCUGGGGAACUUUGAGGAGUCCAUACUGAAGGGGCGCUUCUCCCCGUCGGGGCAGAUUGAGGGCUUCACGGCGGAGAUCGGCGCCAGCGGCUCCUACUGCCCGCAGCACGCCACCCUUCCUGUCCAGGUCACCUACUACGACAUCUCGGAACACAGCGCCCCCUCCCCCUUCCUGGGUGUGGUUUCCCUCGAACCGCUUGGGAAGAAAGGAUACAGCGUACCCAAAUCAGGGACCAUUCAAGUGACCUUAUUUAAUCCCAACAAAACUGUGGUGAAGAUGUUCCUGGUGACCUACAACUUUGAGGACAUGCCUGUCAAUCACAUGACCUUCCUCCGCCAUCGUAACUUCCUGGUGCCUGUGGAGGAGGUGCCUGAGGGCCAAGGGGAGGGGCCAGCAGGGGGUAGAGUCCCGGAGCGGAAGAGGAUCCUCUGCUACCUGAUACACCUCAGAUUCCAGAGUUCAAAGUCUGGAAAGAUCUACUUGCACAAUGACAUGCGGCUGCUAUUCUCCCGUAAGUCCAUCGAGAUGGACACGGGGAUUCCUUACGAGCUCAAAUCCUUCACCGAGGUGCCAAGAAACCCCAAAUAUUCCCCCCGUGUGUGACCGCUCGCCCACGACGCUCCUUAUGCCCCUGUCACCCCCGACGCCCCCGUCCUCCCACCCGACAUCAAACACCAAACACAGCCCUUCUCUGGUCAGACACGGACAGACAGACGGAUGGUCGGACGGACUGAUCUAAUGAACAACUGAACGACCAACCUGAGAGAUGCAGAAACAGAUUCACUUUAAAUGACCAGUACACACGUUCCACAUUCACGCACUCAUGCACGCACACACACGCAAACACGCACACACAUCACUCAACAUGAAAAACACAGUCGCACACACACUCCUCCUGCGAGAAGCCUCCUUCUUGUUUUGGGGGCGGAGCCACUGCGCUCCAAGCAGUGUGGUAAAGGAAGGGGGAGGAGCCUCAGCGGUUGUGGUGCGGGGCCACACGGGUCAGGCUGGAGGGCGGUCUGAGGACGAUGAGUGGACCUGGAGCCCGCAGACACGCCCGUGUCAACAUGCAUGCCUUGUGACUUUAAAAACAACGACAACUGUAUUUUCCUCCAGUGCCCGAAUCACGUUUUCCUUCACUCUGCCUGCAAGUGACCCCCCCACCCCCUCCUCCACGUCACCGCCUCAAACGGCGUUCCCGUUGUUGUGUGUAACUGUAUGUGCGCAUGCGACCAAAGCGCGCGCACACACACACACACACACACACACACACACACACACACACACACACACACACACACACACACACACACACCCCUUCGUGGUGAGGAAGUUGGCUGAGACGCAGGGUUGGCGAUGGGCCCCUCAAGCACAUCGGGGGGGCCCGUUUCAUCGCUCAGCCUCACUUUAUUCCUCCUUCCACCAGGUGUACAACAAUGAUCCGUAACGACAAACUAGUCUGCCCCUCAUUCUCCCUAUCCCAGCAAGCCCCGCUCUCCCCCCCCCCCCACCACGUAGCAUUCUCCACAGUGGUACGGACGGCAGAACAGAACACCAAGUCGGAAAGGGUCAUACCAUGUCAUGAACUGCAGGGGGGGGGGGGGUCAGGUUAGGUUUAAUGUAGCCAGACUGAGGGACACUGUGUUUUUUUUUCUUCAUUCUUUUUUUUCUUACAGUACGGUGAUAACAGUUGGAUUUA
Molecule: messenger RNA, 4042 nt
Organism: Gadus morhua (Atlantic cod)
Lineage: Eukaryota; Metazoa; Chordata; Actinopteri; Gadiformes; Gadidae
Gene: atosb
Product: atos homolog b
Exons: 11
Coding region: 1057-2946 (629 amino acids)
Source: RefSeq, a predicted model, not a curated record